Vicia faba (fava bean) is the source of this 888-nucleotide messenger RNA. NCBI's taxonomy places the organism in Eukaryota, Viridiplantae, Streptophyta, Magnoliopsida, Fabales, Fabaceae. The record is from the annotation of a GenBank genome assembly.
AUGUCAAAUGCCCCUAGAAGAGUUGGGCCAGAUUUCUUUGGCUAUUAUUCAUCUGAAGUAGUAAAUCUGUUGUCCCGAGAUGAGAAUGUUUUGCCUGUCACUACCCAAUUAUCUGAGCUACCACAGAAUAAAUGUGGUGAGGGUGGAAAGAACCUUGUUAAUCACAGUUAUACUCUUUCUGGUCCUUUAUAUAACAAUGGUGUUGGAGAUGGGCUCUCGGACUUUGAAAAGGAUAGAUUAAAGUCACUGCUCAGACAGAGCGCAUUUACUCUUUCCUCAGAAGUUGAUGAGGUGGUGGACCCUGUUUUCACUAUGUACCAUUUGCAAUCUGGGCUAAGAAGUAAAACACAUUCCUUGAAUAUUGCAACCACGACAUCUGAUGAUUCACCGCAAAUUCCUUCUAAAAAGCAAAAAGUAACCUCACCUUCGUCUUCAGCUAGGCCCGGUCUUGCACAAAAUAGCGAUGUCAAUUCCCAAAGCAGUAUGAAGAUGAGGAAUGAUCUUCAGUUCCUGUUGGAGAAUGGUAGUGUGGAGGUUGAUGAAAUGGUGAAGAAAUAUUCGGAUGAACUCUCUGGAACACUAGGGUAUAUGGAACAAAAACUUGAGUUACUUCUUGACGCAGUUAUGUCAAAGUGCAGGCCAAUGGCCCUUGUUGAAAUACAGCAGCUACAGAGAUUAAUUCAGAGGCUACCUGCAGAAAACCUUGACCGCGUGGUGGAGAUAAUUUGUCGAAGUAGGCCAGUAGAAGAACAAAGUUGUGACAAAAUAUUUGUUGAUUUGCAAAAAGAGGAUAAUGCUACAUUGUGGAGACUUUAUUACUAUGUUGAAGCUGUUGAGAAAGCCAAAAGUCUUUCUUGUAGGGAAGAGCUGAAAGAGAUGCAGAUCUGA